Molecule: messenger RNA, 6736 nt
Organism: Xiphophorus hellerii (green swordtail)
Lineage: Eukaryota; Metazoa; Chordata; Actinopteri; Cyprinodontiformes; Poeciliidae
Gene: pgr
Product: progesterone receptor
Biological process (GO): regulation of DNA-templated transcription
Molecular function (GO): DNA-binding transcription factor activity; sequence-specific DNA binding; zinc ion binding
Source: RefSeq, a predicted model, not a curated record
CUACAAGCAUAGUUUAGCUUCAAAGCUAUACAGAGAAAAACUUAAAUGGAUUGUUUUAUAAAAGCCAAAGAUAAAAAUAAUAAACAAUAAUGUUGUGAAUUGUAAAGGUAAAAAAUACGUAACUGACCUAUAUUAGCGGCAGAAGUUAAUCCAAAAUGAGACAUUUUCAGAAGAAAGCCUGAUAAGAAAAGCUAGGCUAUCACAACAUCCGAAGAGUGCAUGUUGCAGAUAUGAAUGUGUCAUUGUUAUCCAAGAAUUAUGUAGGCCACUGCAUGAGAAUCCCCUCGGAUGCCGUCUAAAACAUGACGCAGGAGAUAGGGCCAAGGACUGCGUGUACAUCAUGAGCACAUGCAUCAGCAACAGUCAGACUGAACUGAUUAACUUGAAUAGUAAAACCCUCUUCUGCUAUCUUACUAGGGUAACAGAAAAAUAAAUUAGAUGAGUGAAAUGAGAUAAAGAAGGACUAGAAUACAUUUCCCCUAAGAAAUGUAUGACAAACAGAAAAACAAAAUCAUCAAUAUAUCUCUAAUAUUAAAAUCAGUUAAAAGUCUUUUGCUUUAAGCAACAUUGAAGAAAUGUGAAUGCAAGAAGGAAGCAUCUAAUGACAAACUGAAGAGUGAGUUUUACAGUUUUAAGUGAAUAAACGCCCCAGUACAUGUAUAUCAUUUUAAAAAUAAUGCAAAUCAGAAGUUUGCAGUUGCACAUCAUAAUCAGGAAUGAAAUUUGGGGAUUUUGAUUAUGUAUUGGAACCUUUUAUUCAGAUCGGUACAAACAGGAUACAAAUUUAAUGCAUGUUUCGGGUAACUGUGACCAUCAAAAACUUCUGACUGGAUACUUAAGCCUCUCUAAUCAGAAAUGUAAGAGUUUUGGUAGAUUUCCUGGUUGAAACAGGGCUUUUAAGGAAAUAUCAUACAAUUUAAACAAGGUACAGGUCCAGCAUAGGCCAGAAUAUUAAUGUUGGCCUGUUUUACUAACUUUAAAACCAGUUUUGAUUGCGCAACACUCUUAACACCUGAUUGUGACCACUUAUUGACCAUAUAGGGAUCGAUUUGACAUGAACUUUAUGAAGGUGUCCACACACAUUGUGUAAGAACCACUGACAGCACAACCUUUCCUCACCAUUGUGCUGCCAGUACCAUGUUUGUGAGUAGAUAACUGUUUUUUGGUUUCAAAGCCUCACCUUGAGUUCUUUUCGGCCUUAAUAGUUCUUGUGUUGUCAUUGAACAUCCUAACCAAUUUAAUCUCAUCAAAGGUAAUAGUUUUGCUCUGAUGGUUGAAACAUGUAGCCCUUUCCUACUAGCAUCCAAAACCUUAGCUCAACUUGGCUCAACUCUACUCUACAUAGUUGUUACAAUUGAUAAUAUCUUUAAUGAGGAGAGUACUCUUGUAGUUAGGAUUUCCAGAGUCCACAAAGUAGCAUGAGAAACCGCAAACAAUGUCUAUGGGCCAUUGCCAUGUUGAAAUUCUGACUUCUUAAAGCUGAAGUAUGUAACUUUUACAAAAACAUUUCUUUUCCAAAUUUGUUAACAUUGUCGCCAUGUCAUGACAGUAUGACACAUAAUUUGUGAAAAGAUUGAGCGUCUCCAACUCCUCCCUGAGCUACUACUAUUGUCCUCUAUAGAAAUUUACAGCUCACAGUCAAGAACAACCAAUCAGAGCCAGGAGGAGAGUCUUAGUGCUAUCAAUCAAUGCUUCUCAAUGUGCUAAUAGCAGAGAAAAACUGUUUAUCUGCCAUCAUCAGUGGCCAUGCUAACGACCUUUAGCAUUUGUGGCAGGCUAUGUUGUGGUGAACCAGCUGUUGCAUAGCAGAGAGCAAGGGGGAAGAGGUGAACAUGAGUGACUGACAGUGCUAAGACCGCUAAGAUUAUACUUUACUUUUAUCAAAUAUGCAAAAAGCAUUCUUUCUAAUAAAAGUUACAUACUGCAGCUCCCCAGCACCUAUCCCUUCAUCCCUACCUUGUUCUCACCUCCCAUUAAUUAAUCAUUGUUCCAUCUGGGAGGGGUGGCGGGUACUAACCAGACUUCAGAAAAGUUAUUGAAGGCUGGACUCCCACACUGAGUUUUCACCCAAGGCUCCAUUCAUUUAGCUCCCAUAUGACUCAUCUCCUCAUUUGUCCAUCCACCAGACUCCUUCUUUUUUUAAGUCUUUACAUUCAUGUGGCGUGGUCCUUGCUAGUAAAAACUCAGUUAUAAGCAGAUAAAUCAGGCUGAAAGUAAACCUUUGGAAUUGCCUUCACCUUAAUCCUAAAUAAAAUAUGAACUCUCUCUGCAGCUUGUAAAGGGAAAUCCAGCCAAAUGAUACUUUGAGAUGUUUAUUUAUGUUGGAGCCUGUGUGGAUCAUUUUUGAGCCAGUGAGCAUUACUGCAAAUUUCUAAUAAAUUUGAACUUGUAAAUAUUUUUUGACAUAAAAAUUCUUUAAGUUGGAAAAUUAUCCCCCCUGUAAAAAUGGUAGGAUGAUCUGUUUAAACAUUAUCCUGUUUUUUUUUUUUUCUCACCCAGAUGCUGUGACUGUCUUUAUUUAUAAUCAUGUCACAUCUUUCUGCUGCAUCCUGUUACACUUUUUCCUGAUCUGUAGGGCGGAGACUAAUGGCCCUUGACAUUGAAAGUCUCCUGAAAGAAAUGCCACUUUUUAGCUCUCCUGUUAAGGUACGAGGACUGCACUCUUUACAAACCUCUGGAUCUUUUUUUCCCAAUUUGGUAAGUCCUGUGGACAACCGGAUCAUUAUAGGAAACAUUAGAAAUGACACCAACGUCAAGAAAAAGGAUAUGUUGUUUUUGUCAAUCUACUGUGCUUCAUUUUUGUGAACAGAAUAUAAACGCGAUCUAAUUUACAGUACACUUUUUUUUAAAUCUUGCAAACAAGUGGAAGAAACUUUUAGAGAGCCUUUGGUUCAUGUGAAAGGCAACUUCACAGGCAGGGAGGAGGAUUAUAGGAAGGUCUCUGAGUUGCUUCUUAUCACGCUGUAACAUCCAGCCUGCUGGCGCACUCAAGACGCUUCUUCGAGCUUCAGAGGGAAGAAAGGAAAACUCAUGGAAAACAAAAUGCACGGAAAGAUGAGUGCCAUCAGCACCACUUCGAUCGCUGAUUCAACUGAUUCGAAAGUAAGCGACUUGACUGAUGCUGGAUACAGCAGGUCUGUCAAAGUGGUCGCGCGUAAUUUGGGAAAUCUAGACCCUUUAAUUCAUGGCUUAAAUUCGAGUGGGGACUGCUCGGUUUAUAAGGACUGCAAUUCUAUUGAGGCGUCAGUUUCUGCAAAACAGUCUUAUGACAGCAACAGUGACUAUAUAAAGUCUGGUUGUGUUCCCUGGGAAGAAUUAGUUAAACUUCAUAGGUCCAGCGCAUCUCUGUCGGAAAGUGCCGCAAAUCUAAGCCUGUCCUCCACACCUGGGGCUUGUAAGUUCAUUAAAGACGAAAAGGAGCCCGCUGUGAUUAUGGACACCCCCUGUCCGAAGUUUGACACAUCAUCUGAGAUUCGCACUCUCGACACCUGCUGCGAAACCGACAGCAAGCAACACCUGGGGCUCGAAGUAAUUCCCCGGCCACGGAUGGAGGGCUCUCCUACCUUUCUUAUAGAGCUGACCAAGCCAGAGCAGCUGGGGAACUCCGGAAGGACCGACUCCAGGUGUGCUGUGUCCGCCCAUUCCCCCGCGCCUCACACCACUUCACGUUGGCAGAUCCAAACCCCUAGUUCUGAGCCUCCGUACUGGCUCCACACCGCAGCUAUGACCGAGACGGACGCCUUUCCAGCCAGCAGCUACGAAGGGAUUCAGAACCACAUCCAGACCCAGAGGAACCCUUCACCUUUCUCCACCUUUCCAGGGAUGCAGCCUCAGAGAAUGUGUGUUAUCUGUGGUGAUGAAGCAUCUGGCUGCCACUAUGGAGUCCUAACGUGUGGGAGCUGUAAAGUAUUUUUCAAAAGGGCAGUAGAAGGCCAUCACAGCUAUCUCUGCGCUGGGCGAAAUGAUUGCAUUGUGGACAAAAUUCGGAGAAAAAAUUGCCCUGCAUGUCGCCUCAGAAAGUGUUAUCAAGCAGGAAUGAUGCUUGGAGGCAGGAAACUGAAGCGCUUUGGAGCCUUGAAGCCUUAGGCUUGGCCCCGUCCCUGAUGUUCCAGUCCCAUUUGGCCAUGUCCGGAGAUGGCCAGGCCCUUGACCUCCAUGUCUUGUGUACCAGGCAUCCAUGAGCUUCAGCUUUCUCAACAAAUAAUUAACAUCCUGGAAAACAUCGAGCCUGAGAUUGUGUACUCUGGUUACGACAACUUACAACCUGAAGUUCCCCAUCUUCUGCUCAAUAGUCUCAACAGGCUGUGCGAGAAACAGCUACUGUGGAUUGUCAAGUGGUCCAAGUCCCUGCCAGGUUUUCGAAAUCUUCACAUCAACGAUCAGAUGACUCUAAUUCAGUACUCAUGGAUGAACCUGAUGGUGUUCUCUCUUGGGUGGCGCUCUUUUCAGAAUGUCACCAGCGAAUAUUUAUACUUUGCGCCUGAUCUGAUUCUUAGCCAGGAGCAAAUGAGGAGAUCCCCAAUUUAUGACCUCUGCCUGGCGAUCCAGUUCAUUCCUCAGGAGUUUGCCAACCUACAAGUGACCCGUGAGGAAUUCCUCUGCAUGAAAGCUAUAAUAUUACUCACCACAGUGCCUCUUGAAGGUCUGAAAAGUCAGGCCGCAUUUGAGGAAAUGAGACAAAACUACAUACGAGAGCUGUCCAGAGCCAUUCACAUGAAGGAGAAGGGCAUGGUGGCCAGCUCCCAGCGGUUCUAUCACCUUACCAAACUGAUGGACGCCAUGCAUGAUAUAGUGAAGAAGGUCAACUUGUUCUGUCUGAGCACCUUCAUCCAGGCCGACGGCAUGAAAGUGGAGUUUCCAGAGAUGAUGUCAGAAGUCAUCGCCUCUCAACUUCCCAAGGUUCUGGCUGGGAUGGUGAAACCCCUGUUGUUCCACACAAAGCAGUAAUGCAAACAUCAUGACUCUAUGGUGGUGGCCUUUGACUGGAUUACUGCUGCAGAAUGCUUAAUUCUUCAGACGCUGCAUUCUGCUGUAGUCAAAUGUGUAAACUAUGAUAAAUGCCUCAAUAUAAGGCAAAAUGCUAAAAAAAAAAAUGGAUUGACAUGAAUGUAAAGUGCCUACGAAAGCAUGAAUGUCCUUGAUUGUUUAAUUUUCAGUUUUUAAUCAUGUUACAAGAACAAACUUGAAUAUAUUUUAUUUAGGUUUUCUGCUAACAAACCAACAUAAAACAGUGCAGAAUUUUUAAGUUUAUAGUUUAGAUAAAAUAACUAUUUUGCUGCCAGGUCAAUAUCUAAAGUAGGGGGUCACAUUUAGCCAAAUAUUUUUCAUCUUUGAUUGCUUUCUUUAUUACUAUUUGAAACAGUGACAGAAAAACCUGAGGGCCAUCGGUCAUUUUGUCAGAUUACAAUUCACACUCCUGACCAAUUCGUGUAGUAGUAGUAGACGUGUAUACGUGCAAAGAACAGCUAAUUAAGGCCUUGUCCACAUGAUUUUCAGUGCAUCUGCAAAAGAUUUUUGUUGUUUAGGCAUGUGCGUUCACAUGGAUUCAGAGUCUUGUGAGAUCACAAACUAUGAUCUUUGGUGACGUUGAAGCUCCAUUUCUCUUUAUGACACAAGUAAACAUGGCUGGUUUGGUGUUUUUUGUGUCGUUCUACAUAUUACAGUGCCACCGAUUGGCCCGUCAUACCUAUUACAUAUUUUUCUGUGGUGUCCUGUCAUGUAGGCCCACAUAUUUUUUUUUUAAGUGUUUCCAAGAAAUUAUCAUGCUCAUUCUCCUCAUUCAGAGGAUUUGUCAACAUCUGAUCACUUCACUUGGAGAAAUGUUCCCUAAUUAAAAAAAAACCUGACAGACGUGGCUUGUAAUUCCAGUCUCUAGUGUAGCAGCAGAAAACAGAUUCAGCUUCCAGAUCAACAUCAAAAUUCCUAUGAGAAAUCAUCUGUUUGAGGUAAAUGUGACAAUAGUCAGCAGAAAUCUCCUUGAAACAUUUGACUAAGGACAAGUGAGCAAGCAAUUCCGGUCCUUGCAGGACUGUGAGUUCAGGCUAGAGCACAUUGUUGGUAAUUUAAGAGUCAUAAUUUAAUUUAAUUGUUUUUACAUAUUGGUCCCACAGUCGGUGGUUUUUGUCACAGUGGAUGCAUUCGUCAGCUUGAUAUAUGAUGGAAUGAUAUGGAUUGUUCAGCUUGUUCGAGUUGAAUAUUAGUUAAAAUGAGUUGAAUGUCCAAUAGUCUCUGUGUUUCCUGAAUAACAGAAUAUCUGUAUUGAUAAUGAAAUUAACUUAAACACAAACCAUCUAUUUUUCAUCCACGGUUAGAUGCCACUUUGUGUUGGUCUAUGACAUAAAAUCACAAUAAAAUGUAUUAAAGGUUGUGGUUGUUACAUGAUGAAAUCUGAAAAGGGUGUAAACAGUUUUGCAAGGCACUGUAUCAUAAACACAAUACAGUGUCUUCCACAAGUAUUAUUGUUUUUGGUAAAGAUGUGUAAAAAUAAUUUUUUAUUUUUAGCCAGUCUUCUGACUAAAACUAUUAGAGAAGUUCAGUCAUAUUGCUAUUUUCUUUAAGCAAUACCUGAUCAACAAGCAUUUGCCUUACUUUAUCUGUUCUCUUGUCUUUCAAAUUUUGGAGAGCAACCAUAAAAAAUAGGCCUAUUUUUCAUUUCAUAUUUAGAACCCAGGAACACAGGUGGGCCUCAAAGCUAAUAAAACAAAACCCAGACACUAUAAUCAUCUUAAAAAUAUUU